GAUUUUCUACAUCACAGAGAAGUGAAAGUGACUAGAAUCGUUUAGUCACAAGUCACAAUGCUAGUAGAACAUAAAUGUGAAAUGUAUUCGACCAUAUUGUUUCUAUAAUGGACGUCAAAAACCUAAUUCUGAACGUUAUAGGACUCCUAACCCUGUGCUUUGUAGUUUUAAGUAGCGGUGCUUCAGAUAAAAAUGUCACCAGAUCACGAUUACAAAGGUGUUUCAUGUGCAGAUCACGUGGAGAACUUGGCAGCUGCAAAGACAAUUUCAACCCGAACAUAACGCUGGUGGAGAAGAAGUUGGAGAUUGGAGUAGAAGCAGUUCCAUGUGCAUCGGGAUGGUGCGGAAAAAUUGUGGAGAGUGAAGAAUCUUCGAAGGAAGAAUAUGGAGUGGCAACCCAACGUUUCUGUUUUCAAAGAGGCCCUUCAGACAGCGAGGAUAGAUGCGCCUACACCAAAUGGAACUACAAGCGGGUUCUGAUGUGCUUCUGCAAGGGUCCUUCAGCCUUAUCAUUCAAUAUUUCGAGAAGAAAUAAUUUUCUAAUCAAUUUAUCGUACCCUUUAACCCACUCGAGGAGACGCUAUGCACUCUCAUACAAAAAUCAAAGACAGAGAAAGAUAUAUGGAUGUACCCUUCCCAGGACUUGUGGAGGAAGGAAGAUGCGAGGAACCGUUAUCUGA
This is a messenger RNA of Phaedon cochleariae (mustard beetle), 680 nucleotides long. NCBI's taxonomy places the organism in Eukaryota, Metazoa, Arthropoda, Insecta, Coleoptera, Chrysomelidae. The record is from the annotation of a GenBank genome assembly.